Messenger RNA from Mastomys coucha (southern multimammate mouse), 1216 nucleotides. RefSeq names its product NFKB inhibitor interacting Ras like 1 (gene Nkiras1). NCBI's taxonomy places the organism in Eukaryota, Metazoa, Chordata, Mammalia, Rodentia, Muridae. Gene Ontology annotation, molecular function: GTPase activity; GTP binding. The coding region runs from base 417 to 995 and encodes 192 amino acids. The record is from RefSeq and is a predicted model, not a curated record. The transcript is spliced from 5 exons. Gene Ontology annotation, biological process: canonical NF-kappaB signal transduction.
UGGCCGCACUGUGCCUCUUGGGGCUUGUAGUCCCGACAUUCAAAUCUGGGGGCGGAGUUAGGCUGGGAUAGCCCGCCACUUCCGGAUGCUUCUCCCCUAGCUCCAGCGGAGCGGCCAAGGCUGCGGAAAGUGAGAGGCGUUGAGUUCGCGUGUAUCAGGUCAAGGGGCCGGAGGAAGCUGGUCGGAACCGGCUCCGGGGAGGCGUCUUCGGACCGCGGUGACCGGCGUGCCACUAUCUUCCUGCCUGCAGUGUCAGCACAUCUGUUGGAGUCUACUUCAUGAUUCCAGCUUGUACAGAAGACCAGGUGAAAUACCCACCUUCGUGGGACUGAACAACUACUAGAUUCUUGGACAUCCCAUUCACAGAUGCCCAUUGUUGAGUUAGUUGGACUGCAGAUCUGCAGUCCUAGGAGAAGAUGGGAAAGGGUUGCAAGGUUGUCGUCUGUGGGCUGCUGUCUGUUGGGAAGACUGCGAUUCUGGAGCAACUCCUCUAUGGGAAUCACACUAUUGGGAUGGAAGACUGUGAAACACUGGAAGAUGUGUACAUGGCAUCUGUAGAGACAGACCGUGGGGUGAAGGAGCAGCUGCACUUGUACGACACCCGAGGCCUGCAGGAAGGUGUGGAGCUGCCAAAGCAUUAUUUCUCUUUUGCUGAUGGCUUUGUUCUUGUGUAUAGCGUGAAUAACCUCGAGUCCUUUCAAAGAGUUGAACUUCUGAAGAAAGAGAUUGAUAAGUUCAAAGACAAAAAGGAGGUGGCAAUCGUUGUGUUAGGAAACAAACUGGACCUUUCUGAGCAGAGACAGGUGGAUGCUGACGUGGCACAGCAGUGGGCAAGAAGUGAGAAAGUGAAGCUGUGGGAGGUGACAGUGACAGACCGGAGGACACUGAUUGAGCCCUUCACUUUAUUGGCCAGCAAGCUUUCCCAGCCCCAGAGCAAGUCCAGCUUCCCUUUGCCUGGGAGGAAAAACAAAGGGAACUCCAAUUCGGAAAACUGAGUCAAGCCUUGAAAUGUCUAGCAUGGCCCUUCACAAACCACCUCUGGGCCUUAUAGAACCCCUAAGUGGUAAUUUAGUGCACUUUAUAAUUAAGUUAUUGGGCUAGUUUGUUGUUGUUGGACAUUAUUUUGUCUUUAUUUGAAACCUGUUCUUAAAAUCAAGUUUGUUAUUUAUUUCUGUACUUGUCAAUAAUAGCAAAAUAAAGUUUAGAGUAUGCCGUA